CGCUCUGGGCCCGGUGCUGCCUGCUUUCUUAUGCUAAUGCUGUUCUGACAUCAGCAGUGAGAUCAAAGCAGGGCAGGGGUACUUUUAGAGCUGAGUCUGCCCCCACUCACAUUCACUCGCUCGCUCUCCUCCACUCCACGACCUCCCUCUCUCCCUCUCUCUCUCUCAGAACUCGCACUGACCGACACACCAUGCGUACCUGUCCGGAGCUACUCUACCACCCCGUGCUGGAUUUUACGCAUUCAUCUGGCUGAUAGCGACACAGACAGCAGCUCUCUUAAAGGAUCUACUGAGAUUUUCUUUCUUUUCUUCCCUUCUUCUUUCUCCUGUUGGUUUAUUGAACAGAGGACGCUGAGCGCCGCGGCAAAGGAUCUCGCAGAGGAGGCCGUGCCAUGAGAGCUGACCUUUGAGUUUGCGCCAAGAAGCCCACCAGCCCUUUGUAUCUGUGUCCUGUGUGAACCGGAGCCACUGUCCAACCAUGAGGAGCAGCUCUCAUGCCCUGCCUCUUGGUGUGCUCACGGCUCUGCUGCUGUCUCAGGUCUGCUCCGGCAUCAAAUGGCUAGCACUAUCACACACUCCUGCAUCUUUACACAUCAACCAGACCCAGCAUUGUAAGCAGCUGCCCGGCAUGGUUUCCUCACAAGCUCAGCUCUGCCGCAGCAACUUGGAGCUCAUGCAAACCAUCAUCCAGGCUGCCCGUGAAGUCAAGAAAACAUGUCAGAAGACCUUCACUGACAUGCGCUGGAACUGCUCCUCCAUCGACAUUCCCGUUGAUGCCCCGAAGUAUCGGCCGGACCUUGACCGAGGAACAAGGGAGGCUGCGUUUGUCUACGCCCUCUCCGCGGCAACCAUCAGCCACACCAUAGCACGGGCAUGCACGACUGGGGAUUUGCGGCUGUGCUCGUGUGGCCCUAUCCCUGCCGAGAUCCCGGAGCCUGGCUAUCGCUGGGGUGGCUGCGCUGACAACCUGCACUACGGUUUGAUCAUGGGCUCCAAGUUCUCUGACGCUCCAAUGAAGAUGAAGCGUUCAGGCUCCCAUGCCAACAAACUGAUGCACCUGCACAACAGUGAAGUUGGGCGACAGGCGCUGAGAGAUGCACUGGUGAUGAAGUGUAAAUGCCAUGGUGUGUCUGGAUCAUGCUCAAUAAGGACCUGCUGGAGAGGCUUGCAAGACCUGAGGGAGAUCGCCAUGGACCUGAAGACCAAGUACCUGUCGGCCACCAAAGUGGUCCACCGGCCCAUGGGGACACGCAAGCAACUCGUACCCAAAGACAUUGACAUCAGGCCGGUGAGGGAGAACGAGCUGGUCUACCUGCAGAGCUCCCCGGAUUUCUGCACCAAGAAUGAAAAACAAGGCUCUGUUGGCACACAGGACAGGCAGUGCAACAAAACCUCGGUUGGCAGUGACAGCUGUGACCUGAUGUGCUGUGGCCGCGGCUACAACCCGUACACGGAGAAGCUGGUGGAGCGCUGCCACUGCAAGUACCACUGGUGCUGCUACGUAACCUGCAAGAAAUGCGAGCGGAUCGUGGAGAGAUACGUUUGCAAAUGAGUCCCUGCCGGCCCCACCAGCGGUCCUCCACUUUGUACCCAGCCACCCAAGGCUACAGAUUAACCAAAGCACUACAAUAGCAAGGCUUACUUUUGUUUUAAGCUUUAGCAUGCGUAUCUCAACGAGAAGUGGUCUAUUCUUGUGUCAGUAUCCUUUUUGUAUCCAAUCUCCAAACUGCCAGUUGAGCUUCUAAGCUUUUUUGCUUCACAAACGUGGAUGUGGAGAGUGUGAUGACAAUGCCAGUCGGUUCAUGUGAAGAUCGCCGUCCUCCUGGGUAUUUUUCUUUUUCUUGUUAAUGAUUAUACAUCCCCUCCAACAGGGAUACUGAAAGUCUAUUUUAUUAUAUCUCUACUAAAAAGAAACAAUAUUGGAUGUUAAGCUGGAGGAGAGGGAGUGUCUACUCUCCUGAGAAGACAAAGACUUAUGGUUGACUUCAUUCCACGGAAAUCGAAGGGUUCUAAUGGAUCCACGCUUUUUUUAGGUACUAUUAUAACUUUUUUCCUCAUCAGCCAUGGACAGCAGAGGAAAAAGGAACACAAAGGGAACUUCAAGUACUUCUCAAUCAUGGAGCAUUUUUGUGGUUGAUGUAUUGGACUCUCAACAUGUGUCCUGUGUGGAUCACGGUAUGCCUGCAUCCCUGUGGAACGAGAGAAGAAAUCUAAGGACCUUGUGAAAUGGUGCAUUAUCUCCUUUUUUUUCUGACAUGCAGGCAGUUCAAAAUAUAUUGUAUUUUUCAGAGCAUAUGAGCUGAACUCAUGGAUUUUGUAAACCACUUUUGUGUGGAUGUACAUACUGUUAUUUUGUAUACUGAAAUAAAGAAAGAAGUAUUUAUAAAAUAAUUAAAUGAUCUUCAUCAUCUUUACAAGAA
This is a messenger RNA of Acanthochromis polyacanthus (spiny chromis), 2420 nucleotides long. RefSeq names its product wingless-type MMTV integration site family, member 11 (gene wnt11). The record is from RefSeq and is a predicted model, not a curated record. Gene Ontology annotation, cellular component: extracellular region. Gene Ontology annotation, molecular function: frizzled binding; cytokine activity. Gene Ontology annotation, biological process: cell fate commitment; canonical Wnt signaling pathway; multicellular organism development. The coding region runs from base 479 to 1552 and encodes 357 amino acids. The transcript is spliced from 6 exons. Lineage: Eukaryota; Metazoa; Chordata; Actinopteri; Pomacentridae.